CAAAAAUAAAUUUACAAGUGUUUCUAAAUAUGGCCGGUUCAAUCACGGAUAAUGCGGCUAUAUACAAGAAAACCUUUACAUAUGUCCCGCCAACACCGCCUUCGGAGCUUAUCGAUUCUACUAACUAUACGUUGAACUUCGUGAAACGUAAGUUUAUACAUAUUGGGAUCGAUCCGACUGAUAUGUUCAGAGUGGCGGUGCAUAUAAUAACACCAUCACGUUAUAUUAAUAUUUCAACUGAGUUUCUAAAAAGAAUAUUUUCACUGAUGGGUAAUAUCCUAUCAUUUAUUUUGGAGCAGCCGGCGAAAUAUAAAAGAACCAUUUUUCUUGAGACAGAGAAUUUCAAGUUAUUUAGCAUGAUGUAUAGCGGUGAAAACUCCUUAGUAAUAGAGUCCAAGAUACACGACGGAUGUCGAAUUCUUUUAAAUCGUACAGAACUCAUACGACUUCACUACCUAGAAUGUUGCAUUUUCGAAACAAUCGUACGAAAAUCAACUAUAAUGCAUCCAAUCGUCUUAAAACAAUUCAAUAUAUUUACGAAUUAUACUGAUGGUGAACUUUCCAAAGUGGAAUCAUUGCCGAGAACGAGUGAAGAAAUGACUACGUUUAUUAAAAAUGUACGUGAUGAACAUAUUAUUGCAAGCAGUCCUAAACAUGAUAUCGAUUUCAUUAGUCAGCUCAAAAUGUAUGCAUUAGCGCAAUUAACUGAACAUUGCAUGCAACGGUGGAAUGGGGAAAUGUCUCCAAAGGUAUAGCCAAUAUAUUUAUUCUAUGUACAUAAAGAUUUAAUCAUUUAUUUAUUUUAGCCGUUUGAUGGUAAUUUAACAAUCAUUUCACCGACCUCGUCAACCUAUUUGCCCUCGAGCAUCACGAAAGUCGACAUAUUUGAC
Aphis gossypii (cotton aphid) is the source of this 890-nucleotide messenger RNA. RefSeq lists its product as uncharacterized. Lineage: Eukaryota; Metazoa; Arthropoda; Insecta; Hemiptera; Aphididae. The record is from RefSeq and is a predicted model, not a curated record. The transcript has a single exon. The coding region runs from base 30 to 755 and encodes 241 amino acids.